AACAUCUCUGUAUUCGACAGCUACAUGGCUUGAGUUGACAAACGGAUUGAGUUUAAGUAAUUAAUCCGCUUGGACACAUCUCUAAGGGUUGUCAUCAAGCCACGCUCAGCAAUGCCAUAUUUCAAAACAUCUAAAAAAAAUCUGCCAUUGUCAACAUUGCUGGAUAUUAAGUCACAGAAAUGUGGGCCAAGGUGCACAGUUUUCUCCGUCAAUGGAAAUGAAUACACUGGGGAGUGGCUGGACAACAAGAAACAUGGGGAGGGAAUUCAGGUGUGGAAGAAAUCUGGUGCUAUUUAUGAUGGAGAGUGGAAAUUUGGAAAAUGUGAUGGACAUGGUACCUAUGGUGUGCUGCUCCCAGAAUCAAAGGAGUAUGUGAAGAAGUACCGUGGUGAAUGGAAAAAUGGAAAGAAACAUGGGUAUGGGACUUACUUCUAUAGCUCUGCAGUUUAUGAAGGGGAGUGGAGUGAGGACCAUCGGAGUGGCUGGGGAAGAAUGUAUUAUGAGAAUGGAGAUAUUUACCAGGGAGAGUGGAUGAAGGAUAAGAACCACGGACAUGGCUGCAUCCUAUUUACAAAUGGAAAUUGGUAUGAAGGCUCCUGGCGAGAUGGCAAGAAAAAUGGUAACGGCAAGUUCUACUAUUCUGACAAAGGCCAACUUUAUGAAGGCUUUUGGGUGGAUGGAGUAGCAAAGUGUGGGACCCUGUCUGAUUUUGGGAGGAAUGAAGCACCAACACCGACGAAGUAUCUAAUUCCACAGCUACACCUGGUGGACAUGCAGUUGGUUUUAAGGGAAGCCCAGUCAGCCUUCCUUGAGAGGAUUGACAGCAAGUUUUCAGUCCAUGACACACUCACAGACAGUGAAUAAAAAGAGAAAAUAC
Messenger RNA from Epinephelus lanceolatus (giant grouper), 877 nucleotides. It is a transcript of the gene morn3, whose product is annotated as MORN repeat containing 3. The record is from RefSeq and is a predicted model, not a curated record. Lineage: Eukaryota; Metazoa; Chordata; Actinopteri; Perciformes; Serranidae.